AAGGAGCGCGCCGGGAGCGGCCGGGGCGGCCCUGGCUCCCUGUCCCGGGGGCGGAGGCGCGAUGCUGCGGGCCCAGCUCAAGCUGCGGGGACAUCACUGAGGUGACUAUGGAGGUGAGUGGUCUCCCACUGGAGCUGUGGCGCCUGAUCUUAGCCUACCUGAGACUUCCAGACCUUGGCCGCUGUAGCCUAGUGUGCAAAGCCUGGUAUGAACUCAUUCUCAGCCUGGACAGCACCAGGUGGCGCCAGUUGUGCCUGAGAUGCAUUGAGUGCCGGCAUCCCAACUGGCCCAAUCAGCCUGAUGUGGAGCCUCGGUCUUGGAGAGAAGCAUUCAAGCAACACUACUUGGCUGCUAAGACGUGGACCAAAAACGCCCAGGAAUUCGAGUCUUCUACCUGUCUUUACCUCUUCCGGAGGAGAAAGGACCGGCGCGUUCUCUAUGUUGGACCUGGUUGUGAGUUUGACAACCUUGGAAGUGCCUUGACCUCAGCCAACAUUUAUGAUAAGAUUGUGUUAUUCCCAGGCAUCUAUGAGGAACAGGGUGAAAUUAUCCUGAACGUGCCUGUGGAGAUUAUGGGCCAAGGGAAGCUUGGAGAUGUGGCUCUGCUGGUUUGUGUGGAUCAGCACUGUGCCACAACACGGCUCUGCAACCUUGUCUUCAUGCCAGUGUGGUUCAGCCCUGUUAUGUACAAGGUAUCUUCAGGUCAUGUCCAAUUUGAUAACUGCAACUUUGAGAAUGGGCAGUUGCAGAUUCAUGCUCCAGGAACAUGCCAAGUUAAAUUUUGUACCUUUAAUCAAGCCACCAUCAGCCUUCACAAUGUAGCCCUCAGUGUCCUUGAAAAUUGUGAGUUUGUUGGGAGUGAAAUUGCCUCUGUGACUGUUGAAGGGUAUCCAUCCUCUGACAGGAACUGGGCGUAUAAGCAUCUGAUGGGACUGAUCAAGUCCUCUUCUGCUUUUUCAAUUACCCAAGACCCAGCACCUUUUAACCCAUCAAACCAAGAAACCUUAGGGCAUCUGCCCACAGGAAACUUAAGGACAUGUGAGAUUGUCAUAGGUGAAAACCAGAGCAACUUCCUUCCAACUUCAAAAACCCCACAAGCAUCUGAAAAAGAUUUUCAGGAGAAUGAAAUUAACAAGGACCUUUGCUCCACCAGGGAUGGGAAGGGGAUUGCCCAUGACACUUACUCCAAUGACAGUGGCCAGAGUUCUAGCAAUGAAAAUGAACCUGAAGACCAGUACAAAUUCUCCCACAAGGCACCCAGUCUGAGCCACACACUGGUUAGGCCUCUGCCCAGGAGGCCACAAACCACUCGAUCAUCCAACCUCCAGAAGAGCCUAGAAUUGAAAACCCUGCACCAGGAGCUUCAGAGGGACAGCAAGGCUCAGUCCCUGGCCAAUUCCCUGCAGGGCUGCCUCAUUCGGAAGUGCCUUUUCAGAGACGGGAAGGGAGGCGUCUUUAUCUACUCUCAGGGCCGUGCCAAGAUGGAAGGGAACAUCUUCAGAGACCUGGUGUAUGCUGUCCGGUGUGUGCAGAAUAGCAAGAUCAUCAUGCUAAAGAAUGACAUUUACCAUUGUAAAACAUCAGGAAUAUUUUUGCGCCUGGAAGCAGGAGGCUUGAUUGCUGACAAUAACAUUUAUUCCAACUCCGAGGCUGGUGUAGAUAUCCGAAAGGGAGCCAACCCAUUCAUACUGUGUAAUAAGAUACACAGUGGCCUUCGUUCAGGCAUUGUCGUCCUUGGCAACGGAAAAGGCAUUAUCCGUAGUAAUCAAAUAUAUGGAAAUAAAGAAGCUGGCAUUUACAUUUUGUAUAAAGGAAAUCCCAUUGUGAGUGGAAACCACAUUUUCCAAGGUCUUGCUGCUGGCAUAGCAGUAAAUGAGAAUGGAAGAGGACAGAUAAUAGAAAAUGUUAUACGUGAAAAUCACUGGGGUGGUGCAGAUAUUCGCCGAGGAGGUGACCCUAUUCUCAGAAGUAACCUCAUCUGCUUUGGCUAUUCCGAUGGUGUGGUUGUAGGAGAACAGGGAAAAGGACUAAUCGAAGGAAAUACUAUAUAUGGUAAUAAAGGUUGUGGCAUGUGGAUCAUGUCCUCGAGCCUCCCACACAUCACAAGCAACCAUAUUGCCCAUAACAGCAUCUAUGGGGUAGCUGUAUUUUGUCAGAAAGAUGAUGCUAAUAAUUACCUCAGUAGACAAGGAAGCAAUGAAAACUUCAAUGAUGAAGGUGAAGCUUCCAGCUGGGAAAACGACCGGGAUGGUGAGGAGGACCAGUUCUCCUCCCGGCAGCCAAUCAGCGUGGCUCUCAUCGAAUCUAACAAUAUCGACCACAACGGAGCUGCUGGGCUGUAUGUCAAGAGCAACGAAGCUCUGAAUGUUAUAGCCAAUGUUAUCCAUGCUAACAAGGAGAGUGGGUUGACCAUAUUGCAGAGCACGCAGCUCACCCGGAUCGCCAACAACAGCAUCUCCUACAACCAUCUUGGUGGGGUCCUUGUCGAGUCAGAGUGCAGGGUCGAGCUGCGUGGAAAUGGCAUCCACAACAACAGGGGCCCUGGUGUCUCCUCCAAGGGAGAUGGGACCAUCCUGGAAAAUGACAUCAUUGGCAACCGGGGCUGUGGGCUACAGUUACUGCAAGCGGCAAACAUGAAGAUCACCAAAAAUAGGAUCCAUUCCUUCCGGGAUUAUGGAAUUGUAAUGCUUGACCAUGUCAAAGGCCUGGUGCAGGAAAAUAUGAUCUUUCAAGGGAAGACCAAAAAGACCAUCUUGCAACAGGUUUCCAAUCUUGAAGACUGUUUAGUUGAAAACAACAAUUUUUUGGCUUUCAAGAAGUUUGACGACCCUUGGAAAUUAGAGAAUCCCCCUGCAAGGCCUCACAUCGAAGAAGCCAGAAGAAGCAUCUCUGUGUCCCACAACAGUCAAAAGGUGGUGAACAUGACAAGCAGGAUAGCCACCAGAGUGGAAGGCAGAUGCCCCAACAGCCGCAGCAUCUUCUGUACUAUCCUGUGACAUUGCCUCAGCAGCUCCCGUUGUCCGUCCUUUGAGCUCGGGUCUAGGCUGAGAGACCAGGGGGUCACUUUGGCCCACUUGAGUGCUCACUCUCCCCAGGAACAGAGAGAGGGGAGGGGAAUAUUUUGGGGAUUUUUGACAGGCUGCACAAGUGAAAUUAAUUAGGAUUUGGGGUGUGCUUAUAUGAACUCCUGCCUUUCCCUGUGGGGAAAAAUUAGUGCCCAGCAAGCCCAAGACCUCCAAGCAUUCUGGGAAUUGGAACAAGUACCUGAAGGAAUCCAAGUCAUAUUUUCCUCCCUCCCCGGAAGCUGGUACAGAAUUUGGCAUGGAAGAGCCCGGGAAAUUGAACUGGACUAUUCUUUGAGGAGGAGAAAGAAGUCUGGGUUUCCAGUUACUGAAACUGUAGGCAGACCCAAGAAGGGGAGGGCAAAACCAAACAGUAAUUGUGGCUUAAGGAAAAGGGGAAAAGGUAUGUUUCUUAAGGUCUAUAAUAGGAAGCACCGUUUCAAGUCAAAAGACUUGGGUUUGAAUUCUCUCAAUUCCUAGCGGUAUUGCUCUGGUCCAGUCACAUAACCACUGUUAAAUGGGCCUCAAGUUUUCUCCUUUAUGGAAUGAGAAGGUUUGGAUCAGUUGAUCUCUGAUGACCCUUCCAACCCCGAGAUCAUAAUGUCCUGUGAUUUUGUAGAGAACUGUUUGCUGGGAAGACCUGCACAUCAGCCUUUCAAGAGUGGCUCCCUCAGGGCUCCCUGACAUCUCGGGACAUGCUACCUUUGGGGUUCACACCAGAAUCUGGUUCCUGACAAGAUUCAGUUUCUCCUCCCCAGAGCUUGGUCUGCUUUAGCACCAGCCAAUCCUCAGGAAGAUCCUCAUCCCCGACAUAGGGUCACGACUCCCUGCUGGGUGCAGAUGCCAUGCCAGGCCCUGGGAACAAAGAGAAGCCUAUGUCACACCCCCUGCUUUUGAGGCUUAAUGGGGCCACCAAUGACCAGAGCAGGAGACCCUGCGACCCACUUGUAAUUAAUUACACUACACCGAGUCUCAUUCACUCUGCCUCUCACUCAGCUCCCAGCCUCAUGCCUCACCACGGCAGGAGUACCUGGGGGCUCACCUGGAAUACAGGGUCCAAAGGGUCUUGCCCAGAGAGAACGGCUUCGAUUCCCUUCCCAGAGACAGACCAUGUUUGUCUCCAAAGACAAACCUCAGCCAAGUGUGUACAGGCCUUAUGACCAGAAGACGGACCACUAGCCAACUAAUUAUCUGGCCAUGGUGUCUUUUCUCACACACACACACACACACACACACACACACACGCAGACACACACGCACGCACGCACGCACACGCACACGCACACAUGCCCACAGAGCCAGCACCCACUCGUACCAACUCAAUACAAAUGCAGCUUAGACAAUCAGAUCCAGGGAGACUGGAAAAUCUCACUGUGCUUUGCUUUGCUCCUUGGAGCCUAGAGGGCUAGGAAUCGUCGUGUCUGGGGGUCAUGGGGGCAGACCUGUAAACCCACAGGCCCAGCCCCUGAGGAGCGGCCGUCUAUGGGCCACCAUGGGGCUCUGAUGUAGUAAUGCCCUAUGUAGCUUUCCAUCAAGCGAGGCUUUAUGGCUUCUGGGGCAAAAAAAGGAUGCACAUUUUGGAGGGAACUGCAUUGUUUGCACUGUGGCUCCAAUGCUGCCAGCUCCCCUCUCAGGGUGGGUGAGGAGGAAGGGGGACUCCUGGGGAAGAGGAUGAGGCUGGAAAUGUGGGGCCAAGCACGGGCCUGUCCUACAUUGCAAGGGCCCCACAGUGCUGGUCUCUCACGUGCCCUUGGGCUCUUUCCAUUUCUUCUUUGAUAAACACUUUCCACAUGGCACAGGUAGGGCCCCCUUUUAAGAUGUAUAAUGUGCAGCAUUUCCUAUUUUUAAAGAUAAAUCGUUUUUAUGUGA
This is a messenger RNA of Dromiciops gliroides (monito del monte), 4931 nucleotides long. RefSeq names its product F-box protein 10 (gene FBXO10). The coding region runs from base 108 to 2996 and encodes 962 amino acids. Gene Ontology annotation, molecular function: protein binding. The record is from RefSeq and is a predicted model, not a curated record. Gene Ontology annotation, biological process: ubiquitin-dependent protein catabolic process; regulation of apoptotic process; protein ubiquitination. NCBI's taxonomy places the organism in Eukaryota, Metazoa, Chordata, Mammalia, Microbiotheria, Microbiotheriidae. The transcript is spliced from 11 exons.